AUGGAUUGUAGUUCUCAAAUUAACGAAUGCAAUCCCAGCUCGAGCUACAUCCCAGCAACUCCCGAAAACACGAGGCCCAUCAGCUUCAAGUGGGCUCGGGCUUGCUCGACCUACACUUUAUCUGGCCCUGUCGCGACGCAUCGCGGUGGGGGCAAAUUUUCCUAUCGUCCUGUGAUUGGGGACGUGUGCCUAAGUCCCAAUACUGGUCGCUACUGGUUUCAAUUGCGGGUUAACACGUCUGAUUGUCGAAUAGGGUUUUGUACCCUAUCCACUUAUCCGGAUAAUCGCUCCCUUGAGGAAUGUGAGUUAGGUGCUUUGCCCGUGUCCAAUCGUAGAAGGAAACCGAUCCGAAGGCUUAUCUUUAAAAACGGUGAGUCUGCUGCCUUAAAUAAAACCAAAACAGACGACCAUCCAGACGCAAACAUUGUAGCCUAUGUAGACAUGCAGACAUCCAACGUCUAUGUGAACGGUGAGAAGAAGAAGCAACUGUGGCGUAUGCUCAUUGCAGGAGGCGGGGGCCUUUUCUCAUUUGUCGUGGAUACUAAGACCGGUGUGAUUCAGCUUUUUGUUAAUGGAAAAUACGUUGGCAUGGCUUUUGAUGGCCGUUCAAAACUUAAGGGUAAGAAGAUAGUGCCAUGUGUGGGUAUCGGUGGCUUUGACAUGUCUAAUGCGAGCAUGGGUAUACGUAAACUUAGCGCAAUCAUCAGCCCAGCGUGUCCGUUCAACGCACUUUACUAA
Phytomonas sp. Hart1 is the source of this 738-nucleotide messenger RNA. The record is from the annotation of a GenBank genome assembly. NCBI's taxonomy places the organism in Eukaryota, Euglenozoa, Kinetoplastea, Trypanosomatida, Trypanosomatidae.